UUUCGUGUUUUUUGCCGGUUGGUUAUUUGAGCAUAUUUAUAUUUAUUCGACUUUUUUUUUCAAUGAUUUGCUCUCUUUCCUAUGAGAGUAGUUGUUUCAAAAUGUCAAACACGACACUGAUUAGUUUAAUUUUGUUUUCAAUAAUUUAUUUAACUCUACAUCCUGUGCUGUGUACCGAUGCUGAGAAAGCAGCAGAAAUACAAGUGGAUGGUGGAACUAUAGAAACAAAAACAUUGGUUGAAGAUGAUGUUUUGAUUCUGAACCGAGAUAAUUUUGAUCUGCAUAUUUCCAGUAAAGCUAUCAUUCUCGUGGAAUUCUAUGCUCCUUGGUGUGGGCAUUGUAAGAGUCUUGCUCCAGAAUAUGCUCAAGCAGCUACAAUAUUGAAAAAUGAAGAUCCUCCAGUUCCUUUAGCUAAAGUAGACGCUACUAUUGAAACUGACCUUGCUCAAAAGUAUGAAGUUUCAGGAUUUCCCACUUUAUUCAUCUUUAAAGAAGGGCGAAAAAUUUUGUAUGAUGGACCUCGAACUGCCAUGGGUAUUGUGGAAUACAUGAAAGAACGUUCCGACCCUAAUUGGAAACCACCUCCAGAAGCUGUACUGACAUUAACAAGUGAAAAUUUUUCUUCCAUUGUUGAAAAUGAAAAAUUGAUUUUAGUUGAAUUUUAUGCUCCUUGGUGUGGCCAUUGUAAACAGUUAGCUCCAGAAUAUGAAAGGGCUGCAAAAGUUUUAAAAACUUUGCCCACACCAAUACCACUUGCAAAAGUUGAUGGAACUGCUGAAAAAGAUCUUGCUGAAAAAUAUGAUGCAAGAGGAUGGCCAACACUUAUUAUCUUCCGUGAAGGCAAAAAAUAUGAGUAUAAUGGUCCCAGGGAUGAAUCAGGUAUUAUUUCAUACAUGAAGGAACAAGCUAAACCACCUAGUGAAGAAAUCAGAUCUGUAAAAUUACUAGAAAAUGCAAUUGGAAAAAAUGAUGUAGUAAUUGUGGGCUUUUUCUUAUCUGAUUUGGAGCAAAUUUACACGUCUUAUUUAGAAACAGCAAAUACCUUCAGAGGGAAGUUUACCUUCUACCAUGUAUUUGAGAAAAAAAUUUUGAAUCAUUUUGGUGUAAAAAAGUCAAAAAUUGUUUUGUAUCAACCAGAAAUAUUUGCUUCUGAAUAUCAACCCACUAAAUUUGAACUGACUAAUACAGCAGCUGGGUCUCAUGAUGUAACCAGGUUUAUUAAUGAGCAUCAUUUGCCUCUUGUUGGAGAAAGAAGUAGGAAGAAUAUUUGGAAGUAUGGUGACAAAUACCCUUUAGUUGUUGUAUAUUAUGAUGUGGAUUUCAGUUUUGAUCAUAGAGUUCAAACACAACUUAUCCAAAAGGAAGUUGCUAAAGUAGCUAAGGACUAUACGGGGGAAAUAACUUUUGCUGUCUCAAAUGAAGAAGAAUUUGAAGAUGAACUGGUGCAACUUAAUUUAGAUGAUAGUGGUGAAGAUGUUAACGUUGGUUAUUUUGAGAGCAGAAAAAUUAAGUACAGGAUGGAACCAGAGGAAGAUUUUUCUGCUGAUGUAUUGAAGAAUUUUGUUCAAGAUGUUCUCAAUGGGGAUGUACCAAGACACAUAAGAUCUCAACUUAUUCCAAAACAAAAUAAAGGUCCAGUUAUUACUGUUGUUGGCUCUACUUUUGAAGAAUUAGUUAUGAAAAAUAAGAAGGAUGUCCUGCUAGAAUUUUAUGCCCCUUGGUGUGGACAUUGCAAACAGCUUGAGCCAAUUUAUAAAAACUUAGGAAAGAAAUUUAGAGACAAUGAUAAAGUUGUCAUUGCUAAAAUAGAUGCCACAGCUAACGAUUAUCCAACUAACUUUGAUGUUAAUGGCUUUCCAACUUUAUAUUAUGUGCCAGCAUCAUCUAAGAAACCCAUGCAAUAUGAUGGCCAGAGAACGCUUGAAGAUUUAACUAAGUUUGUAAGUGAGCAAGUUUCAAAAGAUUCUUCUAAAGAUGAGUUGUAA
Molecule: messenger RNA, 1985 nt
Organism: Uloborus diversus
Lineage: Eukaryota; Metazoa; Arthropoda; Arachnida; Araneae; Uloboridae
Product: protein disulfide-isomerase A4-like
Exons: 9
Coding region: 63-1985 (640 amino acids)
Biological process (GO): response to endoplasmic reticulum stress; protein folding
Cellular component (GO): endoplasmic reticulum; cell surface
Molecular function (GO): protein disulfide isomerase activity
Source: RefSeq, a predicted model, not a curated record